CCUCAUUAACACAACCUGGUCUUCCCCACACAAACAACACAAUGGACGGCAACAAUGGCGAACCCUCGAACCAAGACCCUCCAAAUCAUACCGAUGGCGAAACCCAUAACACCCACGAACCCCAACCCACUUUCGAAGACAUUGAUAGCUCUUGUUCCACUCCCUAUGUCAGUGCUCCCUCCAGCCCCGGCCGUGGCCCUGUCACCGGCUUCUUCUACAGCGCCCCGUCAAGCCCAAUGCACUUUGCGCUGAGCAUAGCUUUAACAAAAACACCACCUCAAACUUCAUCAAUGGACGACUUUGAGUUCUCUGCGAGGUUCGGGUCAAGUGGGUAUGGGACCGGGUCUAUGAGCUCCGCGGAUGAGCUGUUCUUGAACGGGAAGAUCAGGCCCAUGAAGCUUUCCACCCACCUGGAGCAGCCUCAGGUUUUAGCGCCAUUGCUGGAUCUCGUAGCGGAGGUGGAUGAGUAUGACGCGGAUCAGCUGGGCGUGAGAGGCAGAGAUCUGAGGCUACGAGAUAAGUCUUUGCGCAGAAGAACCAGAUCUCUUUCUCCGCUGAGAAACACGGGGUUUGAGUGGGCAGAAAAUGAGGGUGGAGAUGAAGAUAUGAGCUUAGCAAACAAGAAUGGUUGUUUGGAUGUGGAAGAUAAUGAGAGGGAAAAGAUUGAGGGUUUGUGUUCAGAUACUACUACUCCUUCGGCUUCUGCUUCGUCUUCAAGAUCUUCUUCAGCUGGGAGGAGCUCAAAGAGAUGGGUUUUCUUGAAAGAUUUUCUCAGGAGCAAAAGCGAAGGAAGAAGCAACAACAAGUUCUGGUCUACAAUUUCGUUUGCUCCCACCAAGGAAAAGAAACCCGGAAACCAAACGCUUCCAAACCUCGUUACAAAGGAUCAUAAGGAUAACAAGCUUAACAACUCGGUCUCUGCGCCUUCAGAAGCGGCGAAAGGCAAAGGAAACGCACACGUUUCGACCAAGAAAGCGGCCGGAAAGCCGGCAAAUGGGGUCGGAAAGCGGCGGCACGUGCCACGGUCGCCGCAUGAGUUGCAUUACACGGCUAAUAGAGCUCAAGCCGAGGAAAUGAAAAAGAAGACUUUUUUGCCUUACAGGCAAGGGUUGCUUGGGUGCUUGGGGUUUAGUUCAAAGGGGUACGGGGCUAUGAAUGGGUUUGCUAGAGCCUUAAACCCAGUCUCCUCCAGGUAAAUAUCUUUGUGGGGAUUCAAGGAAAAUUGUAUAGAUUUUUUUUUUUUUUUUUUGAGCUUCUUCUAUUUAGGACCUGUUGAUUAUCUAUGUAUUUAUUAUCGGGUCUUCUCUUUUCUGUUUAAAAAGAGAAGAUGUCCCUGAUUUAAAUAUUGGGGUUGAUGAAUUAUGGGGUGUUCUUUUAUCCCCAUUUGCAGCUUGACAUGCUACUUUCUCUCGGACAUAGAGAUUGUUGUAAACCAUGAGAGAAAGAUAAAUGGUCAAAAUCUUGUUUCUUA
Alnus glutinosa is the source of this 1471-nucleotide messenger RNA. RefSeq lists its product as uncharacterized. Bases 42 to 1196 code for a protein of 384 amino acids. The transcript has a single exon. The record is from RefSeq and is a predicted model, not a curated record. NCBI's taxonomy places the organism in Eukaryota, Viridiplantae, Streptophyta, Magnoliopsida, Fagales, Betulaceae.